AUUUAAUUUAUUUUGUUUUGCCGUUUGAUAACUAGAUGAGUACAAGAACUAUCCCUCCCCUGACUUAUAAGGUCGUGGCGGAGUGCUCCGUAUCCAAGGCCAGGGCGGGCCUGAUGACACUGAGGCACAGUGAGGUAAACACGCCAGUAUUUAUGCCGGUGGGCACGCAGGGAACAUUGAAGGGCAUUCUGCCGGAUCAGCUGAUUGAGUUGAACUGCCAAAUCCUGCUGGGCAACACAUAUCACCUGGGACUACGGCCGGGCAUUGAGACUUUACGGUUAGCUGGCGGCUUGCACAAGUUUAUGGGCUGGCCUCGAGCUAUACUGACGGACUCUGGUGGCUUCCAGAUGGUGUCCCUGCUGCAGCUGGCCGAGAUUAAUGAGAAGGGCGUGAACUUUCGCUCACCCUUCGACAACAGCGAGUGCAUGCUGACCCCAGAGCACUCGAUACAGAUCCAAAAUGCCAUUGGGGCGGACAUAAUGAUGCAGCUGGAUGAUGUGGUAAAGACGACCACAAUCGGGCCACGUGUGGAGGAGGCCAUGGAGCGGACAAUACGCUGGGUGGAUCGCUGCAUCGAGGCCCAUGCUCGGGACGACGAUCAAUCGCUGUUUCCCAUUGUUCAAGGCGGACUCGAUGUGCCAUUGCGGCAACGUUGCGUCUCCGCCCUGAUGGAGCGGCAAGUUCGCGGCUUUGCCGUCGGUGGACUGAGUGGCGGCGAGAGCAAACACGACUUCUGGCGCAUGGUUGAUGUCUGCACGGACCAUCUGCCACGAGAUAAACCGCGAUACCUCAUGGGUGUGGGGUUUGCCGCCGAUCUUGUGGUCUGCGUGGCCUUGGGCAUCGAUAUGUUCGAUUGUGUCUUUCCCACGCGUACGGCACGAUUCGGAUGUGCCUUGGUCGACAAGGGACAGCUGAAUCUUAAGCAGCCCAAAUACAAGCUCGACCUGGAGCCCAUUGACAAGGAGUGCGAGUGCAGCACUUGCAAGCGCUAUACCCGUUCGUACCUCCACCACAUUGCCACCAAUGAGAGCGUCUCCUGCUCCCUGCUCAGCAUCCACAAUGUGGCCUAUCAGCUGCGUCUGAUGCGGGGCAUGCGAGAAGCCAUUGAACGCGACGAGUUCCCGCAAUUUGUGAGUGACUUUAUGGGUAGACAUUUUGGCAAGGAUCCGAUUCCCACAUGGAUACGGCAGGCCUUGAAAGCGGUGAACAUUGAACUGCCUGCGGAUGAGGAGAAGCAGGACCAGCAGACGAAGCAGGAGCAGGAGCAGGCGGUAGAAGUGUCUCAGACAGCCACCAGCCACACACAACAUGAAACGUAUAUCUAGAGUCUAGGCGAAGUUUAUUAUACCCUUUAGAUAUUCUACUGACUGAUUGGAUUCAUGGAGCAGCUGUAAAUAUCUACCAGGGGGAUUAACAUCUAAUGCUAGAUAUAAUCAGUCAGUAGAAUUUAUGGGCUUUCCUAAGAGGCAUUUCUACUUACCUAAGGACUAUUUUGUAUACAAUUUCCAUAAGGAAUGCUUAAAGAACCAAAUAAUUUGGUUUAGAAUUAAGCAAAUACACAUUUAAACUGUAAGAAAACAUCACAAUUAA
This is a messenger RNA of Drosophila persimilis, 1590 nucleotides long. RefSeq names its product queuine tRNA-ribosyltransferase catalytic subunit (gene Tgt). The record is from RefSeq and is a predicted model, not a curated record. The coding region runs from base 36 to 1325 and encodes 429 amino acids. Gene Ontology annotation, molecular function: tRNA-guanosine(34) queuine transglycosylase activity. The transcript is spliced from 2 exons. Gene Ontology annotation, cellular component: cytosol. Lineage: Eukaryota; Metazoa; Arthropoda; Insecta; Diptera; Drosophilidae.